ACCAUACAUAAUCACCAAUAUCAAAAAGAACAUUAGCAAAAAACAAUGUCUUCUUCAGAAGUAAACCUAGAAAAGUAUCGAAUUCCACUUGAGGAGAUCAUUCACGCAACAAACAACUUCAGUUUCGACACUCUGAUUGGUGAUGGUGGAUUCGGUAUGGUCUACAAAGGUCAACUCUCUAAACACUCGCAAAACCACAUAGUAGCCAUCAAACGUCUUAAUCAAGAUGGUUAUCAAGGAAACAACGAGUUUCUUCAUGAACUCGAAAUGGUUUCGAGUUUCCAUCAUCCAAACAUCAUCUCUUUUAUCGGUUACUAUAAUGAUGCUAAUGAGAUGAUCUUAGUUUAUGAGUAUGCUGCAAACGGAAGCCUUGAUCAUCACCUCCAAAACCCUAAUAAGAGACGUUGCAUGACAUGGGCACAACGCCUGAAGAUUUGCUUAGGAGUAGCAAGAGGACUUAAGUACCUUCACUCGGGUCUUGGGGAGCACAUGAGAGUAAUACAUAGAGACAUGAAGAGUGCAAAUAUAUUGCUAGAUGAAAAUCUUGAUGCCAAAAUUUGUGAUUUUGGUUUGUCAAGAUUUGGUCCAAGAAACCAACCAGAUUCCGAAGUACUCCUUACAAAGGCUUCGGGUACAAGGUUUUACAUUGAUCCCAUUUAUAAUGAAAGAGGUAGAUUGUGGAAAGAGUCUGAUGUGUAUUCGUUUGGAGUUGUAUUGUUUGAGAUGUCGAGUGGGAUGCUUGCUUAUGCAAAGUGCUUCGGAGAAACUAAGGAACAAUAUCUGAUGGAUUUAGUACGAAGUUAUUAUGAAGACGACCAAAAAGAUGAUGAACUAGAAAAGUUUAUUGAUCCCAUUCUAAAGGGUCAUGUUGAUAUGAAGUCUUUUCGUAUGUUUAAUGAAAUUGCUUAUGAGUGUGUUAACUUGAGUUUAAAGGAACGCCCUACUAUGGAGAGGAUCAUUCGGAAGAUUGAGCAAGCAAUGGAUCUUCAAAACAACUAUGCAACUUCUUCGAUUACCACACGAAAUCUAGAAAGUUUUCGAAUUCCACUAAACAAGAUCAACUUGGCAACUGAAAACUUCAAAGCAAAUACAUGUAUCGGAGGUGGUAGAUUUUAUGCAAUGUAUAUUGGGAAACUCUCAAACCAAUGGGAAAACCGACUAGUGGCCAUCAAGCGCCUGAAGCAAGGCGAGCAUGAGUACUUCCAUAAUGAGCUCCAUAUCAUUUUGAGUUUCCACCAUCAAAACAUCAUUCCCUUCAUUGGUUAUUGCGAUGAAGGCAAUGAAAUGAUUAUAGUUUAUGAAUACGCUACAAAUGGAAGCGUUAAUGAUCAUAUCAAAGACCCUAAUAAGAGGAGUUCCCUUACAUGGGCACAACGGUUGAAGAUAUGCAUAGGGGCAGCAAGAGGACUUGAGUAUCUUCACUCGGGUCUUGGGGAGGACAACGAUGUUGUACAUGGAAAUUUCAAGAGUGAAAACGUAUUAUUAGAUAAAAAUUUUGAAGCCAAAAUUUGUGAUUUUCAUUUUUCAAUACAAGGCCCCAUAAAUAAGCCAAGUAUCCGACACAAUAAAAAACCUGUCGAUAUUGAAUUCUACAUGAAUCCCAUAUUUGAAGAAAGCAUUUUCCAUAAAGAAGCGGAUGUGUACUCAUUGGGUAUGAUAUUGGUUGAAAUGUUUAGUGGAAGAUUGGCUAAUGAGCCUAGUAGCUUGGGAGAUGAUAAGCCACAAUAUUUAGGAGAUCUAUUCAUACGCAACUAUAGUGAACUCGAUAGAUUAAUUGAUCCCCUUAUAAGAGAUCAAAUUAAUAGCACUUGUUAUGAAGCUUUUACAGAAAUUGCAUACGAGUGCAUAACCUUCUAUGGUUUUGGAGGAUGCCCUACGAUGGAGACAAUUAUCGAGAUGCUUGAGGCUGCAGCAGAUUUUCAAGGAAUUGAAGUGUAAAAGAAUAAGAUCAUUGAUGACUUGUAGCCAGUGUUCAUGUUGUUGAUGAAGGUUCAUGCUUUGUACGUGUGUUCAUUAUGUAUUCUAUAAGAGUAUUUCUUAUAUAUAUA
Molecule: messenger RNA, 2048 nt
Organism: Lactuca sativa (garden lettuce)
Lineage: Eukaryota; Viridiplantae; Streptophyta; Magnoliopsida; Asterales; Asteraceae
Product: putative receptor-like protein kinase At5g39000
Biological process (GO): protein autophosphorylation
Cellular component (GO): plasma membrane; plasmodesma
Molecular function (GO): ATP binding; transmembrane receptor protein tyrosine kinase activity
Source: RefSeq, a predicted model, not a curated record